Messenger RNA from Babesia bigemina, 3531 nucleotides. RefSeq lists its product as hypothetical. Lineage: Eukaryota; Apicomplexa; Aconoidasida; Piroplasmida; Babesiidae. The transcript is spliced from 2 exons. Bases 1 to 3531 code for a protein of 1176 amino acids. The record is from RefSeq and is a predicted model, not a curated record.
AUGACCUCUAUAAACCAUCACAAUAACUUGUGCCUUGUCACCCUUCCCUUCCCUUUUUCCACCGCUUGUCACUGCCCUGACCAUGUGCCGCCUAGUGAGCUUGACAAGAAAUUUGAUGAAAAUAAAAUGUGCGAAAUUACCUCAAAUAACAACCCUACUAACAUCCUUAAUAACCUCUGCUCUGGCCUUCAGACUUUCCUCGGCUUCAACAAAGAGUCCAAAGGCUACAAUGGCACUGGCAUUGUGUAUUCUGACUUGGACAGGCUGUGUGACGGGGUGAUGGGAUUUUUGAGUGGUGUGCUUGGUGCGGUGAAAAACGAAAAUGAAGUGACAACUUAUGAUGAUUACAUGCCUGAUACUAAUAAACUUCAAAAAGUACUAGACACCUUAACUACUAAAAUUGGCUCCGGGCGUAAUGGGCUUGCGGCGUCUGUCGACGCGGUGAGGGAGUGGUUGGGGAAAUAUCUCCUUGAAUCAGGUAAGCGAACUAGUACAGUUACCGGCAAUUUAGGUAGGUUGAAAGAUGAAAUUGCAGGUAAAUACACUCAUGAUGUUGCAGGUAACGCCGACAAGAAACUGGAGGACCAGUUGACCAAGUGGAAGACAACCCUCAAUGACAUCGAGCUGGACGUUAAUACCAUUGAUAACUCAUAUGUUAAUAUGCUAGAUAGUACAUUAAAACGUGAUGUGAUGCGUGAGGUGAAAACAAUUAGAAGUGCAAUUUGGUCGUUGCAGGAGAGCGCUGGCAAGGAGGAUUUCAAGAGACAGGCGGCGUAUGUUGAUAAGCAGUUGGAAUGGCACAGGGAGAAUGUCAAUAAGGCCAUAAACGAUGGCACAGACAAUGUGAAAUACAUAUUGCAUACUGAGUUCAGUGAGCUAGAAAAGAAAAUAAAUGAGCUGACUGUGGCUAACGAAGAGAGGUUUGGACAUAUCAGAGUGGCGGUUGAUUUCGCCAUUAGCCACGUUAAGAACUUCGACAGAACGUACAAGGAUGUGAUUACAGAUGUGAUGUCAGCCGUUAAAAAGGAAAUUAAAGAUAUCAAUCCUCACGAUGAGAUUGCUGGUGCCUCUGGUGGUAAAUCAAGGUUCCGUCAGGAUGUUAGCGCAAUCAAAACGGCGGUGCUUUCAGUGGGAGGCGAAUUGGAGGGCUAUGUUGAACGAUUAAGAAAGUGGAUAAGUGGCGUACAUAAGCUAAUUAAUUACAUAAGGAGUAUAUAUGUCGACAAAAUGCUUAGUAAGGAGUUGUGGAAGCAGAGUGGAUACACCAUCGGAGCAAAAGCAGCCGAGAUGAAACAGUGGGAGAGGGUACUUCAGAAACAUAUAGCUGACUUGAAACAUGAAAUACUCGAGAGGGCUAAGACAGCGUCAAUAGCAAUGAACGAUUUGGAAAAAGUUUACCAAUCUAAAUUAGUGAAGGUUAGAGACGACGUUAAAGGUGCGGUAGCUGAUGUAAAUAAAAAGAUCGGAGUGCUUGGAGCAAUGUUCAGUAAUGCCAGAAACAAAGAUUCCAUACAUGGAAUAUUUUCGCAUAUUGGAGGAGAGGUUGGCGGGAUGGCGGGAGAGUCAGGGCUCAAGGGGAUCGAUAGUGGGAUUAAGAGCUAUGCAACGACGUUCACGCAGUCUCGGUUUGAGGAGAAAAUUCUGGACGUGUGGAUCGAUGGAAUAUUAGAAAACGAACCAGUUAAAGAAUUGCUUGAUGACUAUCUUGGAGAAGAUGAUAAUAAGAAGUAUUUAAACAAUGGUUAUAAUUCCUGGCAGAAGGCUGUUUGCGACGCCUUUGCCAAGUCGCUUGGAAAAGGGAUUACGAAUAAGUGUCAUGCCAUGAGGUCACAUGUCGAGACUACAAUAAACAAGAAUGCAGCCGAGUCGAAAAAUAGUUCCAGUCUUUAUCGUGCUAUCCAACUCACUCUCUACCAACUAGUCGGCGUGGCCAGACAGACUGCAACAGCUGUAGAAUCUUUCGCUGAAGAUUCCAAAAUGAUACAUAUCUUAAAACAGACAUUUGUAGACGCUACGCAGCUUAAUAGUCAGCUUCAACAAACGGUGCAGAGCUCAGGCGAUACUAAUCCCGCUGAAGAUAUUGACAAAGCGAUUGAGGCUGUCAAAACGAAGGUUACUGGUAUUGCGAAAAUCCCAGGCGGGUCAAUGAAAGGUAUUGAUAACUAUGAGGAGAAAAAAAGGGGAUUAAAUCACGCCAUUACUGCCAUCACAACAUCCGUUAAUGCUCUCAACGUAGAUGGUACGAAUACUGAGCUGGGAAGAUGGUCGGAAGCUAUUGAAAAAAAUCUUAAUAAGCUGACGACAGCAUUGGAGAAAACUGCGCACUACAUGGAUACGCACCUCACCACUCUGCAAACCGAGAAGAUCGAUGGCGAACUAACGCAGAUCCUAUUGGCUCUGAACUCGCUGCAUAUCGAUGAGAUAACAAAUACAGGAAGAAUACAAAACGCCAUUAACUCCGUCCUUGCGUUAAUUAAGGAUCUGGAGACGGUUCCCCAAAAAGUGGAUGAAAAAAGGGGAGAGGUCGAAGAGCUUAUGGAAAGGUUGAAGAAUCAAUUGAAUGGACUUAUUUACGACAUCAACCAAAAUAUUAAGAAUGCCUUCGAUGCGUUAACAACGGCCAUAAGUGCAGUAAAGCAUGCUUACAAUCAUGCCUAUCACACUGCUAUGGACGCCGUCCAAACUCUCAAACAUGACCUACUUUACAUCGCCAAAAAUGCUUUUGAUUCCGUAACUGCUGACGUUCGGAAAUUAUUUGCCGAGCAGAAAAUAGCGGACCUAUCGGCUCUUAAAACUGUCGUGGAAAGGCGGUGCGACGACAUUACAGCCACAAUGGACAACGAUGCUUCGAGAGGAAUUAAACGUUUGCUUUGGAAUAUGGAUAGACAUUAUGCUAACCUUUCGCAGAUGCCUAUUCAAAUCGAAUUGAAGGACGCAUCUACAUAUGUCAACAGGUAUUUUGAUCCUUUACUGAAGUACGUCAUCGACGAAGUACACCCCGACGUUAAUAACCUCGAUCAUGUCAACGAUAAAUUCAACGUCUUGAUUAAACACCUCACGAAUGAAAAUGACUCUAAAAUAUAUAAUUACGACCACACUUUCACCUCCCUCCUCUCCACCCUCUCCUCCUCCCUCACCUCUCUCCACCCCUCCGCCUUCGCCAACCCCCGGCACCCGGAGCUGCUCGAUGCGGUCAAAAAGGGGCUGCAGGGGGUUGUCGAGCAGAUGGAGCGGGUGUAUGUGAACGGGUAUGAUGGGUCAGAUAACGUUAUAAUGAUCGGUGUAAACACGAAAAAAGUUACGGAUGAUGGAAAAAAUUGUGCUAAGAUAUUUUUUACAAUUCUGGAGAGGUUGUAUAGAGAUAUGGACAAGUUGAGAGAAACGUGUAGGACUAACUCCAACAAAAGUCAAAUUUGUUUGUAUGACUGGGAUAACAAUAAGAAAACAAGGAACGAUAACCCUCUAGGAAACUGGUACAGCGUCGCGGUUAUGUAUUGUCUGCUGAUAAAGACACGCAAAAUGGUGAGUUAG